Phaeodactylum tricornutum CCAP 1055/1 is the source of this 1420-nucleotide messenger RNA. RefSeq lists its product with no specific name. NCBI's taxonomy places the organism in Eukaryota, Bacillariophyta, Bacillariophyceae, Surirellales, Neidiaceae. Gene Ontology annotation, molecular function: coenzyme A diphosphatase activity. The record is from RefSeq and is a predicted model, not a curated record. The coding region runs from base 1 to 1293 and encodes 430 amino acids. The transcript has 3 exons.
AUGAUCGGAUGGGACCGGGAACGUCUCGUACACGGACAGUGUCAAGUAGUGGGUGUAACAUGCGGCGGUGGGUCUACCAAACGGGACGGACGAUUUCUUCGCAAGGGACUCGUCGGAGAUACACUCCUACUAGCCACACGACGAUUUGCCGACAAGUCGUCGACGGAACACGAAGCCGACGAAGAUGCCAACCAAUCCGUCCCCCCGUGGGACGCCACGACGACUACCGGUACUAGUAGGACAACAACAACGAAGACGACACCGCCGUCCGACACGGCACACCAACGGGUCUGGACGUCCCAACGAGAAACGUACGAAUGGCAUGACCGCAUAUUGGACGAAAAGACGCUCCGUCGGGAAAGCUUGUACGCCAUGAUUGAGGCGCAAAAAGACCACAGUGACAAGAGCAGUGGUGGACGCAUGAAAUCCCGACAACUCGGGGUGCUUCACGAAGACCCUGCUACCGAUAUGCAACUCUUGACACAAAACUACACACUCCCCGCCGUCGCCAGUGCCUUGCGGGAUCGGGAAGACGUCCUCCAGCAAGCGGCAGUCUUGGCGGACGAAGCAGACUGGCCGGCCCUUCAACGACUUUUGCGGAUUUAUCAUCCGAGACUGGUGCUGGAACGACGACAGUCCGGCGGAAAACUCAACGUCACCGCCUUGUUGGAUGAUUUUGCCCUCGAACGAUUGCGCAAAACGCUCGGGCGCAUGCCCCGGACCGUCGUGGCGGCACAUUCGCAACGAGCCGCCGUCGUCAUUCCACUCUGUACCGUACACGGUGUACCCUCGCUACUUUUGGAAAAACGAGCGUCCCAUCUAAGGGCACAUCCCAACCAAGUCUGCUUGCCGGGAGGGAAAGUUUGCGAAAUUGCGGACCGGACGAUUGUCAAUACAUGUUUACGAGAAAUGAAGGAAGAAAUUGGUGGGCUGGAGGACCAAAAUAUAGCCGUACUGGGCGUGUUCCGCACUAAUUGGGGCGAAGUGCACCACUUGGUCGGUGUCGCUGUUACACCCGUUGUUUGUUAUCUAGGGGAACUACCACCGGACCUGUACCCCAAUCCGGACGAAGUCGCGCAAGUCUUUACCAUACCGCUGCGAUCCCUCGUCGACCAAGAUGCCUGGGUGUAUAAGGAAGGACGCGCACCCAUCUUUUUGGGGGGUCCGCACGUGAUUUGGGGAUUGACGGGCUACAUUCUUGAUCGCUUCGCCAAAGAUAUUCUCGUCCCCAACAGCCGACCCGAUGGUACGGAAGAAGUCGUGCAAUCGGAAGACUUGCUGGAACGAAUCUAGUACGCCGGUGUGUAAAUAUACGAUACCCGGAGCCGCGUCGCGUGGAGAUUCAUUCACUGUCAACGCUCGGCCACGGCAAUUUGCCCUAAUAUCGUAACGUAUAAAAUGGCGACGUUUCCCUACACGA